This is a messenger RNA of Pecten maximus, 3072 nucleotides long. RefSeq names its product cyclic nucleotide-binding domain-containing protein 2-like. Lineage: Eukaryota; Metazoa; Mollusca; Bivalvia; Pectinida; Pectinidae. The record is from RefSeq and is a predicted model, not a curated record.
AAAUCGUUGCAAACAUUUUUAAUCAUCUGAAUUGAUUGAAUAUCUUUAAUAGUUGUGUAUUUUGAUUAAAUAUAUUCGAUCAUCUCAUUCAUUUAAUCUAUUUAUGAAAGGGCGAUAUUGAUUUGCACUCGACUUCUACCAGAUAGCAGCACUUCAUUGCAAUAUCUGUAUCAAAUAGUGAUCCCAGUUUCGGUGCCGGUGUUUGUAGUGACUUUUGAUGAUUGAAUUGCCGAUAGGAUGUUAUGAAGUUGAUAACUACCAAUGCUUAGAGAUAAUAAGGAGAUUGAUGUUUGCGAAAUGGCCUCUUCCCAAAGGAAAUUGAGUGAUUAUACAGACCUAUUGUCCACUAAACGAAUCCAGAAACGGACUUUGUCGGACACAGAUUGUACCAGGCGUUUCAGUACAUACAGCAAUGGAUUCCAACCCAGAUUUCGUAGCAGGCAUUUCAGUAUAGACGAGGAAAACAUCAAUCCGUUAGCAUCUUACAGAAAAACCAAGAAGUCUAAUUCAAUACCUGGAUUAACAAUGACUGAAGAUCUUUUAAACAAAUCCAGGUCAAAUAUAGCCAUGCCUCAAAUUUCCAAAAAGAAACUUUUAAAGACGCGUUCUACUCAGAACUUUGGAGUUUUUCCAACAAGGAAGGUUUCUCGACAGCAGAUGCUUGGGAAGCCAUUUCUUCGACAAGGGAGACUUCUUCGUCGUGUUCGGUCGGAGAAUAAUGUUAUUCCUGCUCCGCCAUUUAUAAAUAGAAUCCUGCCACUUGUGAGAUUCCGCCGGGUAGUGAAAACGGUCCAGGUGUUGCUACGGGCGACUCUGACGAACAGACAGACACAUCGAACAGAUGCCAAGUACCUAUCUUGGGCUCACGAUGACUUCUCGUCCUCCAAGAGAACUUACGAGAUGUUCGGCCUUAGUUUCGAUCCAAGUGACUACAGGGCCAAGAAAGAGGUUUACCUUAGCAAUGAGGCUAAAGUCAUUCUGUCUAUGGAUCCAAGGGACAGAACCGACGACCACCUGAAGGUGGCGCUGCUCGCGCUGAAUAACGCUGUAGAGGCUUUUGGGGAAUUCCCCAUUACUAUGCAACGAUCUCUAGUCAGAGUCGGCUGGUAUGAAUGUUUUGAAGACAAACGAGUUAUCAUUCGUCAAGGUCACAUGGCGGACAAUUUCUAUUUUAUCUUAUCUGGCACAGCGGUUGUAACGAUAUUGGAAACAGACCCGGAGACAAAAGAACAGCUUGUACGAACGGCAGCGCUUCUCGGGAAGGGUAACAGUUUUGGGGAGCUAGCUUUGAUGCACGGCGCCAAGAGGAGCGCGACAGUGACGUGUAAAAACAGCGUGGAACUGCUGGCGGUGGGGAGGGACGACUUUAUCGACAUAUUUAUGCCAGUCGAGAAGGACCAAGAGCCAGAACACAUCCGGUUCCUCCGUUCAGUCAUCCUUCUGAAGGGCUGGCCAAUCAUUAGGCUCCCCUAUCACGACCCCAAAAUAUGCUGCUUCACGUACUUCCGGCGUGGUCUCCUCCUUUGCAAAGACAGCAAUACGUCAGAGUGGGUUUACGUAAUUAAAACAGGCACGUGUCGGGUCCUGAAGGCGCUUCAAACAACACGACCAAAUAUUCCAGGACUGGAACCCAAUCAAAAGAAACACGAGAAACCAUUAAAGUUGCCUCCCAUCUCACUCUCACAAUCUGUGUCGUCAUCAUCAACAACUCCUAGUUCAUCAAUAGACUGGUGUUCGCCGCGUUCCCCUCGGAACUCCUCUAGUGAGUGUCAUAUACCAAAAAGUUUCGGAAAGUGUACGUCAGAAACGAUGGCGAAUCUCUUCUCUAAGAAAUCAAAAGAAGAACGACUUUCAACUGCAGAUCAUAAGCGUCGAAUCGAUCAAGUCUACGAGAAAACACAUGCAAAUAAUUUCAGGAGAGGAAAAGAACGUCUUCCUAGCCAGAAGGAUCUUGAAAGUAUUCCUAGCAGUUCCGAGCUAAACAAACAACACGACACUGUUUUUGUUCAGAUACAAAAACUUGGCCCGAAGGAGACGUAUGGGUUGGAGCAGGUCGCCUUUGGGAUGAUUGGUAAAACCACCAGUACGAUAUUGGUGUCAGAAGGAGCGGAAUGUAUCCUCAUCAACAGAAAAUUCUUCAAACAAUACCUUACAGACGAAGAAGCCAAACGGAUACGACACACGCUUCAGCCAAUUCCAUCCGAGGAAAGUUUACAGCAAAAAUUACAGGACAAAACCAACUGGGAAGCCUACAAGGCAUUAACAGUGGUUACACACCUACUGUAUAAACGGCAAGAAGAGAACAACACCGGUCUCAACUACUAAACCGGCAGCCAACCACGCCCACUUGUCGAAAACCACGCCCACUUGUCGUCAACAACGCCCAAUGGUUGACAACCACGCCCUCUUGUCGUUAACCACGCCCACCCGUCGCUAACCACGCCCACCCGUCGACAACCACGCCCACCUGUCUACCAAUAGUACAUUGGUAGGAUACCGAAAUUCUAUUCAUACUUCCGGGGCACCAUACCAUGUCAAACUUGACUAGUUUCCCUGUUUGACCAAGGUGAAUACGCGAAACCUCUGGCCUGCAAUUGAGCAGAAUACUAGUAUACUGUACAUGUACACCAGAUUUGGAUGAAGAUACAACCAGAACUGCAAAUAUGAAAUCAGUUUCACCUUAUUAAAAGAUAUGUCAUUUCAGAAUGAAAAAUGGGUGGAAUUCGUCAUUGGAUAAUCGACGAAUGUUUUUACAGGUGAUAGAAGAUUUAGUUCAAAUUACAAAAUGGCAGUUUUAACACAUAAUGAAAGGGUCAUCAGAGAUGCCGUCAUUUUUAGGAUGUUAGAAUGUAUAUAUGUGACUGAAUUUAUGCAAAUAGCAUACGCCCCAUUUGGACGAAAAGCACAGACAGUACAAAUGACGUUCAAAUGGAAACAAUUCUUAAGAUAAUUGAAUGGGUAUGUGAACAAAAUGUGUGAUUGAUUUGAAAGAAUGUUGUUGGAUGACCUAUACGUUGAAUUAUAUUAUUUAUUAUUUUUUAAGAUAUGUAAAUUAAAUCGACUUUUAUUUGU